GCCAAAGUUCAAACGUUACCGUGAAAACAAGGGCGCUCGUUUGCUGUUGCUGUCUUCCUUGUCAACUGGUAAAAAUAAACCACUUGGCGAAGGACAAAAAAAAAAAAAAAAAAAGCUGGUUGCUUGCUGUCGCACCGAAAGCCGAUCGCUGAAACCCAAAAUGCCUCUCAGCUGAAGGGUACUGGCGCUCGCUGUGUUGUUGGUGGAUUUGAAGAAGGACGGCUAGCUGAGUGCUAACAUUAGGUAGCUCGCUGCUACCUGACGUCUGUGGACUGCUGGUGCUGUUUAAAGUGUCAACGCUGCAGCUAUGUUCGUGCAGGAGGAAAAGAUAUUCGCAGGGAUACUGAAAAUCCACGUCUGCGCCAUGGACGGGACGGAGUGGUUAGAGGAGGUGACGGAAGACACCACUGUUGAAAAACUGAAAGAGAAGUGCUUAAAACAUUGUGUUCAUGGGAGUAUAGAAGACCCCAAAACACUUACUCACCAUAAACUUAUACAUGCUGCUACGGAGAGAGUCCUCACUGAGACUAAAACUGUUGCUGAUGAGAAUCUCAAAGAUAAAGAUGUCUUGCUUCUCAUAAAGAAAAGACCACCGCCAACACUUCCAAAGAUAGCAGAUGUAGUUGCAGAGGAGAAGAAAAAACAAGAUAACAAGGCUCCAGAUAAAGAUGCUAUCCUGAAAGCCACCGCCAACCUGUCCACAUGCCACAGUGACCGCACUGUUACCCAGCAUAAUAUCAGAGAUUUUCAGACGGAGCUGAGAAAAAUCCUGGUUUCUCUCAUUGAAGUGGCCCAGAAACUUCUUGCCUUAAACCCAGAUGCAGUUGAGCUCUUCAAGAAAGCCAACGCUAUGUUGGAUGAAGAUGAAGAGGAUCGGGUGGAUGAAACGGCCCUCCAGCAGCUCACUGAAAUGGGCUUCUCUGAAAGCAGAGCCAUCAAAGCUCUUAGAUUGAACCACAUGUCAGUGACACAGGCCAUGGAAUGGCUGAUCGAGCAUGUGGAUGAUCCUUCAGUAGACACACCAUUACCUGGCCAGGACACAUCUGGGCCCUCAGGAGCCACGGCCGCUGCAAUACCAGGACCCUCUGCAUCUGUGUCUGCCUCAGCCUCGGCUUCAGGCACUAACUUUUCACAGUCCAGCUCGGAGGAGAGCACCAGGCAGGAUGAGCUCACAGAGAUUUUCAAGAGAAUCCGCAGGAAAAGGGAAUUCAGACCUGAUUCAAGAGCUGUCAUUGCCUUGAUGGAGAUGGGAUUUGAUGAAAAGGAGGUGAUCGAUGCCCUGAGAGUGAAUAACAACCAGCAGGAUGCAGCAUGUGAGUGGCUGCUGGGAGACAGGAAGCCUUCUCCUGAUGAUCUGGACAAAGGCAUCGAUACCAACAGUCCAUUGUUCCAAGCCAUUCUGGAGAAUCCAGUGGUCCAGCUCGGUCUAACAAAUCCCAAGACACUGCUUGCGUUUGAAGACAUGCUGGAGAAUCCUCUAAACAGUACCCAGUGGAUGAAUGACCCUGAGACUGGACCCGUUAUGCUGCAAAUAUCCAGAAUCUUCCAGACCCUCAACCGUACAUAGAAUCUCCUGUCGGUGCCCCCCCGAAUUACAAUGAUGAGAAUGCGGAAGCUUGUGUGUGUGUGUGUGUGUGUGUGUGUGUGUGUGUGUGUGUGUGUGUGUGUGUGUGUGUGUCAAUCAGGGACUCAGAUGUUGAUUUUUGCCUUGUAAAGAAAGACGGUGGAGUCAAAGUAUGAAUUAAAAUAUUUCACAUAUGACCAUAGAAAAAAAAACACUUAUACAAAACAAGAUGCACAUAUUACAGUAAUAUUGAGAAUAAAGAUUUAGUAUGUUUUUACAUUUUAAUGAGAACAAUUUAUAAUUAUGACAGAUGUGAUUUAUUUUAUUUCUCCAUGUGCAAAAUGACAUCAGACACAGACUUAAUGUUUACACUUCAAAACAAACUGGUUUUUAUGUUUUGCAGUAUUUAACUAUCGAUUACAGUUUUUUUUUCCUGCCUCUACGUGGUUAAAAUUUGUUUCUCCAUGUGGUGAAUGUGUGGCUUGGUUUUAAUUUCUUUCCUGAUAGGUUGAUAGUGUCUCGGACACAGUAUUUGUCUCCUCUCAGCUGUGAGAGUCACUGCAAGUCCCAUUCUGGUCCCCUUAUCACAAACAUUUGUUCUUCAGCUUCUUUAGGGUUAUUUAUUUGAGUUUCUUGCUUCUUUGGGAGAAAGCUGUUCACUCAGCUGUUUGUCUUAGUCCUGUUUUUACAAGAAAAUGAUGUACUAGGUCUGUGUUUAUUGUCAAUGUGCUCUCGAAUGUCAUGUUUUCAUGUUGCGCUCAUUUAGCACUUCUAUGAAUAUCACUCACUGCAGCACUGUGAAUAUGAUUUUUUUUUUUUUUGUAAGGCUCCUAGCCUCAAACAGCAGUGGUGAGAGUUGAAACGAAGCAGCUGGGCCGAAUCAGGAAGGGUUUUUGCCCCUUUUUUUUUAUUUUUUUUUAUAUUUUUUUUUUAUGUUUUAAUGAAGAUGCAUGCUCGAUUAAUGCUGCAGCAUCGGUGAAGCUUCAGGCAUCUUCAUGGAGAUACGAAGAUCUAAUGCUUGGUUUAAGGUACAACCAAUAAUAGUCUGCUGGUUGAAUCUUUUUGAGUGCAAAGAACAUUUAUGCUGUCAAACCAAACCACAUUUUCACAAUGUAACUUGCCUUGUCAUUAGAUGCACUCAUUGCGAAUACCCUUAAUUUCUGUGCAGCAGCAAGAACUUGUACUUUGAUCGACCUGUAAAGAAAUCUGUUUGCGAUGUGUUUACUAUAAUGACUAGUGUUGGGUGCAGUUAUAAAUUAUUAGCCGUUGGUUAGAGACCUUGUAUAUCCAACUACAAAAUGGUGAACCUCUCUGAGUUGUAUAUAGGUUAAAAUGAAUAUGGAAGGUUGUGUGAAUUUUGCCAAGCUUUAGAGUGAUUUGUUCAGUAUUUAGGAUGUGGUAUUGAUGUGACUUUCUGCUCAGGGAGGCUGAGGUCUUUAGUUAUUUAUUAUUAUUAUUUAUUUUUUUACAUAACAGCAAACCUCUGCACCCUCUUGUAGUUUGGCAUUUGAAAAUGGCUUUAACAUUUGGAGUUUGCUUAAAAGAGCACCAAAAGACAUGGUUUUGUAAAUGCAAUAUUUUAGAAUGUUUAAAUGUUUUUAGAAAGAAUUGUUUGAACAUUGUAUUAUUACCUUAAAUUAUAUUAAAGCCAAAACUAGUAA
Thalassophryne amazonica is the source of this 3225-nucleotide messenger RNA. It is a transcript of the gene ubac1, whose product is annotated as UBA domain containing 1. The record is from RefSeq and is a predicted model, not a curated record. Gene Ontology annotation, molecular function: protein binding. NCBI's taxonomy places the organism in Eukaryota, Metazoa, Chordata, Actinopteri, Batrachoidiformes, Batrachoididae.